AUGGCCAAAGGCAAGAAAAAGGCGCCAUUCUCCGAUUUCUACGAUGAGACGGACUACGUCCCCGAACCCGCACCCCAACCUGUGCGAAAGUCUUUUCGGUUCCUCGAUUUACCGUCUGAGAUCCGACUGCGCGUCUAUCAUUUCGUCCUCUUUACACCGACAAGAAAAAGCGCAUUGCAAAACAAGGCCGGCUCUGUGGGCUCCUCCGCGAAGAAGAAAAAGCCUGUGGCACCGACAUCCCACCGAGUUGCGCUGUUCCUAACUUCGCAUCGUAUCCACGAUGAAGCCAGUCACUUCUUUUAUUCAAGCCAGAUAUUCCGGCUCUUUCCUGUACAAGAUUUUCAGCGCAUGCCAACCGUCCGCGCCAUACCCCGUCGCUACCGGUCCUCCGUUUCGACGAUUGAAUUGAUUUUGGGAAAUAGCUGGACGGCACCACCAAAGUCGUGGGCCGUAAACCAGGGCUUGGGACUGCACGAUAUGACAUACUUGCACACGCUCAAGAUCUUCGUGGAGUGUGAUCCGUCGCAGCCUUCCUUCGAGGGCUUCCGCAUCUCCAAAGAAUAUUAUACCAUAUUUGCCGGACGACUAUUGAAGGAGAUUCUAGAGCGACUUCCAGCCCUUGUUCAGGUCGAAUUCGAUGGUUAUCCCUCGGUGUUGAAGGGCGGGUCUUUGAUGAGCAGGCUACUACAAGAAACUAGGGCAGCACAAAAAAAGGUCUGUUGGGGUCCAGAGCGUGGAUGGUACGACGGACAAGAAGAUGAUUACAUCCCAUACAACGACUUCACAGAUGCUGCUCCAGAUGCUGGAAUCAAUGCGCUCCACCCCAAGAGCCCGGAGCCCGUGCACGACCGGCUUGAUACCGCGAUUGAUACGUUGGCCAACACGCUGGAGGCGGCCAGGAUCGAAACAUUAGACUCACCGGAAAUUGCGGUACAGUCAAUAUGA
Messenger RNA from Penicillium maclennaniae, 945 nucleotides. RefSeq lists its product as uncharacterized. The coding region runs from base 1 to 945 and encodes 314 amino acids. The transcript has a single exon. The record is from RefSeq and is a predicted model, not a curated record. Lineage: Eukaryota; Fungi; Ascomycota; Eurotiomycetes; Eurotiales; Aspergillaceae.